Molecule: messenger RNA, 3119 nt
Organism: Hemibagrus wyckioides
Lineage: Eukaryota; Metazoa; Chordata; Actinopteri; Siluriformes; Bagridae
Product: cell division cycle protein 23 homolog
Exons: 16
Coding region: 25-1797 (590 amino acids)
Biological process (GO): cell division
Cellular component (GO): anaphase-promoting complex
Molecular function (GO): protein binding
Source: RefSeq, a predicted model, not a curated record
GACGUCACACAAACACACGAAAAAAUGGCGGCUCUGAGUAGUGACUUUAGCGACUUGGUCCAGAUUAAAAAGCAGCUGAUUUCUAUGAUCUCGCAAUGCAAGGAGCGUGGACUGGUACACAGUGUAAAGUGGGCAUCCGAGUUGGCUUUUUCUCUUGAUCCUCUCCCAUUGAGUGAGCUUCCCACUCCACCACAGGUCACUGAGGAUGAAGCCCACGACUGGGAUGCUUUGUGUUUGGCAAAGUCGUAUUUUGAUCUAAAGGAAUAUGAUCGUGCAGCGUAUUUCCUGCGUGACUGCCGCAGUCAGAAAGCAUAUUUUCUCUACAUGUACUCGCGCUAUCUGUCAGGAGAGAAGAAAAAGGACGAUGAGACGGUGGACAGUCUGGGUCCUCUGGAGAAGGGUCAGGUGCGCAAUGAAGCUCUGAGGGAACUGAGAGUGGAACUAAGCAAGAAACACACUGCCGGAGAACUGGAUGGAUUCACACUCUACCUGUACGGGGUUGUGUUGAGGAAAUUGGAUCUGAUGAAGGAAGCAGUGGAUGUGUUUGUUGAGGCAACACACUCUCUCCCUCUCCACUGGGGUGCCUGGCUCGAGCUCUGCAACCUCAUCACCAACAUUGACAUGCUGAAGUCUUUAUCCCUGCCGGAUUGUUGGGUGAGGGACUUCUUCAUGGCCCACAUGUAUACAGAGCUGCAGAUGAUUACAGAGGCACUGGAGAAAUACCAGAGUCUAAAGGAGGCUGGAUUCUCCAAGAGUACCUACAUCAUCUCCCAGAUCGCUGUCGCCUACCACAACAUUCGAGAUAUUGACCAGGCAUUGGAUCUGUUUAAUGAGCUCCGUGAACAAGAUCCAUUCCGCAUUGAGAACAUGGACACGUUCUCUAACCUGCUGUAUGUCCGGUCUAUGAAGCCGGAGCUGAGCUAUCUUGCCCACAGCCUGGUGGAAAUCGACAAGUACAGAGUGGAGACCUGCUGUGUCAUCGGUAAUUACUACAGUAUGCGGGGUCAACAUGAGAAAGCAGCUCUGUAUUUCCAGCGAGCGCUGAAACUGAGCCCUCGCUGUCUCGGGGCCUGGACGCUGAUGGGUCACGAGUACAUGGAGAUGAAGAACACGUCCGCUGCCAUUCAAGCCUACAGACACGCCAUCGAGGUGAACAAGCGGGAUUACCGGGCGUGGUACGGACUCGGUCAGACUUACGAAAUUCUCAAGAUGCCCUUCUACUCGCUUUACUACUACAGGAAAGCUCACCAGCUCAGACCGAAUGACUCCCGUAUGCUCGUAGCUCUUGGUGAAUGUUAUGAAAAACUCUCACAGCAAGUUGAAGCUAAAAAGUGUUACUGGCGAGCGUAUUCAGUGGGAGAUGUGGAGAAAAUGGCAGUGCUCAAACUUGCCAAGCUUCAUGAGCAGCUGAAUGAGUUGGAUGAUGCGGCUCAGUAUUACAUCAUUUACAUCCAGGAUAUUUUCUCUUGUGGGGAGCGGUUGGAGCAUGCGGAGGUGAGCACAGCGUUGCGUUAUCUCGGUCAGUACUACUUCAAGAACAAACUGUAUGAUGAGGCGUCACUGUGUGCACAACGCUGCUGUGACUACAAUGAAGUACGUGAGGAGGGAAAAGCUCUGCUGCGUCAGAUCUCAGCUGUGCGGGAACAGGGAGAAUCAUCGUCUGAGCAGAGUGCAUUUAACCCACUGAACACAGCCACACACACACUACAGAGUGUGUACAACACCACCACCACCACAGCCACCACCACCCCCAUUAGGAGAGUGUCACCUCUGGACCUGUCCUCCAUCACACCCUGACACACGCACACAGACAUACACCGAUCAGGCAUAACAUUAUGACCACCUGCUUAAUAUUGUGUUGGUCCCCCUUUUGCUGCCAAAACAGCCAUGAUCCGUCGAGGCAUGGACUCCACUAGAUCCCUGAAGGUAUGCAUUAUCCUGCUGAAAGAGGCCACAGCCAUCAGGGAAUACCGUUUCCAUGAAAGGGUGUACAUGGUCUGCAGCAGUGCUUAGAUAGGUGGUAUGUGUCAAAGUAACAUCCACAUGGAUGGCAGGACCUAAGGAUUCCCAGCAGAACAUUGCCCAAAGCAUGACACUGCCUCCGUCAGCUUGCCUUCUUCCCAUAGUGCAUCCUGGUGCCAUGUGUUUCCCAGGUAAGCGAUACACACGCACCCAGCCAUCCACGUGAUGUAAAAGAAAACGUGAUUCAUCAGACCAGGCCACCUUCUUCCUUUGCUCCGUGGUCCAGUUCUAAUGCUUACGUGCCCAUUGUUGGUGCUUUCGGCAGUACACAGGGGUCAGCAUGGGCACCCUGACUGGUCGGCGGCUAUGCAGCCCCUUACACAACAAACUGUGAUGCACUGUGUAUUUUUCCUGCUUCUAACACAUCAACUUUGAAGACACAAUGUUCACUUUCUGCCUCACACACUAACAGGUACCAUGAUGAGGAGAUAAUCAGUGUUAUUUACUUCACCUGUCAGUGCUCAUAAUGCUAUGGCUGAUCGGUGUAUCUCACUUUGUUAUAAUCCUGUACAGAUUGAUAUUUUUUAUUUGGCUCAGAAAUAACCUGUAUGAGUAAUUUGAGCAAAUAAAAUUGUUCAUUUUUGAAACAUUGCUACAGGAACAUGAUCACGAGGGUUUCAGGGCUGUGUCUCGGUUUCAGAAGCCUGACAAACAAUGCACACGGGGGAAAAAUCCAGGAAAAAGAUGAUGGUCUGACUGAAUUUUAUUGAUGCACCUCCUGCUGGUGUUUAGUCAGAACAGCGGUCUAUCAGGUGUAGUUCAGGUCACAUGAAUAAAUAUUCACUGGUCUUUGAUUCUUGGAGCUUUUGUACAACUUUUAAAUAAAACUGCAUUCAGUGAAUGAUCAAGUAAACAUGUUCACUGUUCUUGGGUUAAAAGGAGAGGGCUUGUGUAUUUCCUCAGUGUUUAUGAGAGUUGUUCAGUGUUUGCAUGUAGCAUGUUUGUACAUAGUAGUAAAUUUAGUAACGGCCUUCAUUUUUUUAGAGGAGGUGAGAAGCUUAUCAUGUGAUGUUUCAUACACAUUUCACCGCUGUGCUUUAGGCUUAAACUUCUACAAAUCUGAUGUGUGUGUGGAUUAAAAACGAUCCAGACAUGUC